UUGCUGCCUCGCUGUGGCCGUGAGGAAGUGUGUGUGCCCGUGGUGUUGCCUCUUACUCGCUCAUUCUCUCUAAACUCAACUACAGCACGUUUUUAAGAGCGGGUGUUCAGUGCUCGAGGAUUUUAGCAGCAAUAGAAGGGAGAGUUGUAAUACUAUAUGAUCACGUGUUCCUCCGCUCCACUACUGGCAUUUCUGCCUACCUUGGCUUGAAUUUUGUGCACUUCCAGCGGCGUCGUCAGACUUGGUGUGUGCCGCGGCCGCGGGAGAUGCUCCGCCCACGCCGCCCCUGACGCCUCCCUCCACGCUGCCUCCCCGGCGGGGGCGGCGCCCACGGAAUGUUGAGGAGUUGCCCCGGCCCCUACCCGCGGCACUGAUGUCCCCAGGACCCCGGGACGCCUCUAUGCUAAAACACAUGCUGACGGUGGCGGGGCGACAAGCGGCGGGGGGCGGGGCGGGAACUCUGGAGGGGCGGCGCUCCCUUGGGGGCGGGGCCAGCCAGGGCCCGAGCGGGGCUACCUUGCCUGGCCUGCACCAUCACCACCUGCACCUCCAGCAGCAGCAGCACCUGGCCUCGGCGCCGCCACAGCAGGUGCUCAGUGUGAAGGUGAACGGCGCGGCGGGCGGGCGCCAUCACCCGGCGCUCAACAUGAGUUCCCUCUCGUCGUCCAAACACUCGGUGGGUGGCAACUCGGGGUCCGGCAGCCCCGGCACUACCACGGUGACGCGUACCACGGGCCUGGACCACUCCCGCGACCACUCCCACCUCACAGACCUGUCCCACAUCUCCCACCUGUCGCCCAUCCCGCCCGCCGACCUGUCCAAGGUGACGCUGGCCAGCAAGCAGCGCGCGGCGGGCCUGCUGCCCCGCUUCAUCACCCUCACCCGCGCCUCCUCCUCCCGCGUGGCGCUCACCUCCCUGGGCCUGCUGUGCCUCACCUCGCUGCUGCUUGCCCUACUCGCCCUCACCUUCCUCGUGGAGCUCACGCCCCUCGCUCUGGACGCAGACAGUGUGCAGGAGGUCACCCUCGCCCUGGCCGCCCUCACACUCUCCCUCGACCUCAGCUGCCUCCUCAUCUGCGCCGCGCAGUUCAUCUUUGCCAUCAAGCUGGCCAAGUCACCCAACGGCGAGGAGCGCAUGACUAAGUACUUGCGGCAGUCGUCUGUGUCUCGAGUGUGUGCUGUGGGCGGCUUCUUUGUCUCCGUACCUAUCUUCCUCACUGGCGUGAUUCUGUACACCUUCAUCCACUUCCAGUCCACGCCAGCCAUCCUUACCUCGGUGUUCAUUGGUGUGGGCAUCAUCUUCUGUGGGUGUGCCAUGAUUCACAACGUCUUCAUCUGGCAAAAGGAGAAGACGAAGGCGGUGGCGCAGCAGAACAUCCAGCAGGCGGUGAGUCAGGACGGCAGGCUGCGGGAGCUGAACGCCUCGCCGCUCCCCAACGCAACACUCGACUUGUCCGGCGUCACUCCCCCCCACGAACUGUCCACGCUGGUCUGAGGCGGCACUAAAACAAAUUCCCUGCGGAACCUCAACACGGGAAUCUCACACAUGCGCUCACAUACGCCCGACUCCUCCGCUCUGGUGGCGCGAACAUCAGGGCAGGAAGGACAGACAUAAGGGAAGCAUGGGCGUUUGUGAUUGCUCUGAGUUUCCCGCCGCAGUGUGCAUCCCGUGACCGCAACUCCAAGCCUCGAACGAUAGUGAAGCAAUGAAGCACCGGGAAGUUGUUUUUCUUGUUUCAUCCGAGUGAUUUCUUCAAGACCUCAUGUAGAAAUAAGAAACAGACCCCCUUUUUUACGCUCAGUUGGAUUACGUGGCAGAAUUUUUAAGUGAAAUACUAACUGAUGAAUCUUGAAGAUAGAAACGUAAUUUUUUUACGUUUGUGUUGAAAAAUGCAAGACUUACUGAAGUUGGAAAUAAUCCAUACUUUUUUUUUUUAGCACUUUUUGAAAAAAAAAUAAUAAUAAUAAAGAAAAAGAUGUCGAACCGUUUUGAAUUUCCAGUGAAUGACAAAAUUACUUUAAACUUUCAAAGAUGAAAAAUGGAUAUAGCAUAAUCCUGGUGGUGUGUUGCAGAGAAGACGCGCAAGUGUUAGUGAAAGAACCCCUGAAGCUGAAACAAAACUAUACGGGUGUGUCGACUGUAGAGGCUUUAUUCACGCGUUUAUGACUUCUCUCGGGUGUCUCCUGUGACCUCAUCUGAUUGGCUGGACGGCGUCAUGACACAACAAAGCCGCGUUCGUGUGUGCGGGAAGUCAACAAUAAGAGUGACCAGUGAUGGAGGAUAAAUUAAGCGGUGUCAAACAAAAGUGGAGCGAGAUGCGAGUCUCCCAGUAAUCCAAAGAAGAAAGAGAAAGAAACUGAGCUGUAAAUGAGACAGAAAAGACAUGACGCUGAAAUAAACAAGUGACGAGCACUGAACUCUAAAAGAAAACUAUAUUUAAUAAAGUACAUUUCUUUAUAAACCUCAUUUUAGGCAAGAAAAACUGAUUGAUACUCUGUGUUUGUGUGUGUGUGUGUGUGUGUGUGUGUGUGUGUGUGUGUGUGUGUGUGUGUGUGCGCGCGCAGCCACAGGACUUUCUACCACGUUUGUGUCUUGAAAGUGGGUCAUAUUUUUUCAACACCAAAGGUUAAACAUUUAUUACUGCCAGUCCAUCAUAUCACAUACUGUAGCCCGUGCACCAGAGAGAGAGAGAGAGAGAGAGUGUGUGUUAUUAAUGAAAGGAAAUGUAAUAGUGUGCGUUGUAAACAAGAGAACCAUUGUUUGUUGUUUUUUAGAUGAAUAGAUGAAUGAAAAAAAUUUGAGAGAUUGUUAUUGAAGAAAAGAUUUGCAAUGAUUUGUAAACGAGACAACUCUUCUAUAAGCUAAAAGAAAAACGCAAGAGAGAGAGAGAGAGAGAGAGAGAGAGAGAGAGAGAGAGAGAGAGAGAGAGAGAGAAUGAGAGAGAGAGAGAGAGGUUGUGUGCGGGGAAGUGGAAGCUGGUGUCACUUGGUGUUCGAGGCAUUAACUCGUAAAUUCAAGUACAAAUAUGGACGUCUGUGGAACCUCUUUCUGUACUUUAUAUUUUCAAACACACCAAGACCUGUAGCAUUUAUUCUUAGCUUUAUAUGAACGGUGUAAAUAGUUUUAUAUGUAUAUUUAUCAAAGUGUAUAUAUUUAUUUCUCUG
Messenger RNA from Portunus trituberculatus (swimming crab), 3165 nucleotides. RefSeq lists its product as uncharacterized. The record is from RefSeq and is a predicted model, not a curated record. Bases 374 to 1495 code for a protein of 373 amino acids. Lineage: Eukaryota; Metazoa; Arthropoda; Malacostraca; Decapoda; Portunidae. The transcript has 5 exons.